Molecule: messenger RNA, 1651 nt
Organism: Carassius auratus (goldfish)
Lineage: Eukaryota; Metazoa; Chordata; Actinopteri; Cypriniformes; Cyprinidae
Gene: arr3b
Product: arrestin 3b, retinal (X-arrestin)
Exons: 16
Coding region: 113-1207 (364 amino acids)
Biological process (GO): visual perception; G protein-coupled receptor internalization; signal transduction
Molecular function (GO): G protein-coupled receptor binding
Source: RefSeq, a predicted model, not a curated record
AAAACAUUAUAGGAAACGAACAACACCAGCUACAGAACGGUGCUCACGUGAAACAGUCAAGAACAAAGCAGAGGACACCUUCCUAAGACCAGAAAGCCCCAGCUGACUUUCCAUGACCAUGACAAAAGUUUACAAGAAGACUAGUGGCAAUGGUUCGUUAUGCCUUUAUUUGGGGAGAAGAGACUUUGUGGACCAUGUGGAACGUAUUGAUCCAGUUGAUGGGGUGCUCAAGAUUGAUCCUUCAGCUCUUAAUGGAAGGAAAGUGUGGGUACAGCUUGCAUGUGCAUUCCGCUAUGGCAGAGAGGAUCUGGAUGUGAUUGGCGUUUCCUUCAGAAAAGACAUCUGGAUAAAGCGCAUUCAGAUGUAUCCCUUCGAGGGAACCAAGCCCCCAAACACACCAAUGCAGGAUGCGCUAUUGAAGAAAGCUGGAGACCAAGGACACCCAUUCACUUUUGAUAUUCCAGUACAUCUCCCAUGCUCAGUGUCCCUUCAGCCAGCACCAGAGGAUGCCGGGAAGCCUUGCGGGGUAGACUAUGAAGUCAAAGCCUAUAUUGCAAGUGAAGAAGACGAGACAGAUGAAAAAGUUGACAAGAAGGACACUUGCCGUUUGAUUAUACGUAAAAUCCAGUAUGCACCAAAUGAGCUAGCAGCCGGACCAAAAACCGAUCUCAACAAACAGUUUAUCACUGCAGACAAACCAAUUCACAUGGAGGCCUCCAUUGAGAAAGAGCUCUACUAUCACGGAGAUCCCAUUCCUAUCAAAGUGAAAGUAAAUAAUGAGACCAGUAAAGUAGUGAAGAAAAUCAAAAUCAGUAUUCACCAAAUUACAGAUGUACUGCUGUACUCAUCAGACAAAUACAACAAAUGUGUCCUGAAUGAAGAAUUUGGGGACCAAAUUAAUGCAAACUCCACCUUUGAGAAGGAAUAUAAAGUUACCCCUCUGCUUGCCAAUAACAAAGAGAAACGUGGUCUUGCAUUGGAUGGCAAACUGAAAGAUGAAGACACCAACCUGGCUUCUUCAACAAUUCUGCUACCCAACAUGGAUAAACAAAUGCAAGGCCUUGUUGUUUCCUACAAAAUUAAGGUUACCCUCAUGAUGGGAGGUGGUCUCUUGGGAAGCCUAACAUUAAGUGAUAUUACCGCUGAACUCCCUCUGGUUCUGAUGGCACCUAAACCAUCAGAAGUGACUGAUAUCAACCUUGAAUAAAAUAUAGCCAGUGACGGAGAGCAGCAAAUAAGAAGGAGAGACACUCAGGAAUAGAUGCAGAUUCCAAACAAUCUCAUUUCAUGAGCCAUAGACUAUAGACCCUAGUUGCAAAUACUUGUAAAAGGAAUUAGCUGUAUAAUGUUACACAUGGGCUAAAAGCCUUGUACACUAAGAUGAACUCACUGAUGCUGAAAUCAAGCUUGGUCUGAUGCUGAUAAUGUAAUGUUUAUUUAUUCUGCCUUUAUCAUGGGAUCUCAGAUUAAUAAUGUUCUGGUUUCUUCUUGUGUGUGAUUGUAAAAUAAAGGAGUAAUGAACAACUUUAAAUGUAUUAAAAUUAUACAAAAUAAUAUAUACAUAUACAUGUUUUUUUUCUUUUUCUGUCUGUGGUGAUGGUGGAGAUUAAUAAACAUUGGACUGUUAUUUGGACCACUACCAAAAAUCUUU